Drosophila grimshawi is the source of this 747-nucleotide messenger RNA. RefSeq lists its product as uncharacterized. The transcript has 2 exons. The record is from RefSeq and is a predicted model, not a curated record. The coding region runs from base 10 to 522 and encodes 170 amino acids. NCBI's taxonomy places the organism in Eukaryota, Metazoa, Arthropoda, Insecta, Diptera, Drosophilidae.
AGAGUUAAAAUGGCUCCAUUUUCCAUCUGCUCGAAUUGCAAUGCAAAAACCAGAAAAGUUGUGAAAGAUCCAAAAACUUUGAAGAGAAUUUACCUAUGUCCAACUUGUUUUAAGAUUAAGAACAAAGCGCAGCAAAAAGUGGAAAAUGAGCGGGAAGCGAAAGCUGAGCUGAAAAAUCAACCAAAGUCGUCAAAAAAAGAGCCUGUGAAAAGAACGGAAACAGCCACUCCAAAAUUGACUCCGCCGGAAACAUUUGCCGCCAUUGGCAGUGUCUGCACUAGAAAACUGACCUCUCUGGAAACAGUUACCAGUAUCACAACCAUUCCCACUACAAAACUUACCCCACCCGGAGCUGCCAGCAUUACCAACGUUGCCACUAGAAGGCUGACUGCUCCAGAAUUAGUUGCCAACAUCACCAAUAUCACCAUCCCCACUAGAAAGCCGACCCCGCCACUUAUGCAGACUGUGAUAAUCAAUGGACGCAAAUAUAUAGCGAUCAGUGCAACAGCAUCGGACAAAUAGAAUGCAAAUAGUACAGACAGUAGUACAUAGCAAUAAUGUUCUCUAUCUGCAAAACACAAAAGAAACAGAAAUCUUCCUAGCAGCGACUUUUGGUUUGUGUCUAUGAUGCGCGUCUUCAACUGAUCUUCACAAUAAAACCCUUGAAACCAUUAACUGUUUUGGGUUGUGUCUAUGCUAAACUGAUCCCGAAUAAACUAAAUAUGAAGCAAAUAAAUUUAUUAAAAG